Arctia plantaginis is the source of this 1329-nucleotide messenger RNA. Lineage: Eukaryota; Metazoa; Arthropoda; Insecta; Lepidoptera; Erebidae. The record is from the annotation of a GenBank genome assembly.
AUGUACACGUUAGAUGGUAGCCUUGUCGAUGCUGAGUUACAAACUCAAUACAUUAUGAAUAUAACUAUACAGAGAUAUAACCAAUUAAUUCCAAGUAAUAUAAUCAAACGAGGACUUAUCAACCCCGCAGGAUCUAUUAUAAAAGCAAUUACUGGAAAUAUGGAUAAUGAAGAUGCAAUUAGAUAUGAUAACUUGAUCAAUAAUAUACAAUCGAAACAAAAUGUAAUGUCUAGUAAAAUAACCUUAAUUUCCGAAAUGGUUGAUACUUUUGUAAACAUUACCAAUUCUACUAGAAAUAACUUUAUAAUUUUAGAAAAGACCAUUAAGGAAAUAGAAGAAAUUUUAAACAAAACUCAAUUCCAAAGAAUUAAGAACUUGGUAUUAAAUACCUAUAAUUUGUUAACACAUAACUUUCAAGUAUUAUUAACCCGCUUGGAUGAAGUGGAUACAGCAGUCUCGUUUAGUAGAGUAAAUAUAUUACAUCAGUCUAUAUUAGACACCAACGAAUUAUUUAAAAUCCUAAAGGACAUAGAGAAAACGGAUAGGUUAGCAUUUCCUGUUACAAUAACGAACUUAGUUAAUAUAGAACAUUGCAUAGACAUCAAAGCUUAUGUAAAGGGUAAACAAAUAACUUUUAUUAUGACAGUACCAACAGUCCAAUUAGAUGUCUAUAAUUAUUAUACCCUACAUCCAUUUCCAAUGUACAAUCCUAACCUUAACCUAUCAUUCCUUAUAACUCCUAAACAUUCCCACAUCCUUGCGAAAGGGUUGAAAUUAGUAUCGCUCUCCCAGACUUGCAGAGAGAUUGACGAAGGAAAGUUCCUUUGUUACGAGAGCAACGUGUCCUUCGAGGAAGAAACUACUUGCAUCAAGGACCUGAUGACGUUCUCUGCUAAGAUAAUGUCUUGUCGCCCCCUUCCUGUCAACGCAUCAGACAUUAAAAUAAAAUACAUACAGCCAAAUUCUUGGCUCAUUUACGCAGGUUUCAGUACAUUCCUGACAGAGGACUGUGACAGCGAGACAAGCCAACGCAGCGUCAUGGGCACUUACAUUAUUACCCUAGAUAACGCUUGUGAAGUAAAACUAGGAAAAAUAACUUUAAGACAACGUCGCCUUCAAGCAGCAGAGAUGGACUUUCGAAGCACACCAACGAUACAUCUACCAAGCAUCAUAGCACCAGAGGACAUCAAGUUACGCUCAACUAUCAACUUAGACGAAAUCGACCUGGAAAAUUUACAGAUCUUAUCUCACGCAUUAAAGGACAGCAGUGCAGUGAUUAGUAACAGUGACAAUCAAGUUGUGAAUUUACAUAGUACAUACUAUGAUUAA